UAACCCACGAAGCAAGGCCAGAGGUCUAACCCAUGUCCCCAUGGAGACUAGUCGGAUUCAUUUCUGCUGAGCCGCAGAGGGAACUCCAGCAUCUUUGCACCUUUCAAGCUCAACCUCUAAAGACUCAUGUUGCCUGAGGAAGAAGUCCAGAAGAGGAGGAAGAGGAAAGAAAAGGCGUCCCAGAUGGCGCUCUCUCAGGCACAGUUGACCUUCAAGGACGUGGCCAUCGAGUUUACUCCGGAGGAGUGGGCCUGCCUGGACCCUGCCCAGAGGGCCUUGUACAGGGACGUGAUGCUGGAGACCUACAGGAACCUGCUCUCCGUGGAUGCCGCUCCCAAAUGCGUGAUCAAAGACUCGCCACCCCCGAAAGAGAAGAGUCACGCAGGGGAGACCAUGCCGACCGUCUCACUGCAGAGACCCGAGCACAGGGACCCCAACCCCAAAGACACCGGCUGCCGGGCAAUCCAGCAAGACAGGCAUGACUCCGAGGGCCAGUGGCAAAAUGACAAAAGGAAUCACCAAAGAGCACCCGUGACCCCUAAGAAAAAUCCACCUGGCAGAACAGAUCCACGUGGUAGAAGACACGCAGGAAACAAGCCUGUCGCGAGCAGCCUUGGCCUAAGCUUUCGGUCGCACGUGGCUGGACUGCAGGUGUUCCAGACCGAGGGGCAGUUUUAUGAGUGUGGUCAGGUUGCGCCGACAGACAGCAACGGCUCCUCGUUUUCCGUGCUGGAGAGCGUGCUUCCUAGGGUCCACGCCAGCCUUCCUCCGGAGUAUGGCAGGGAUUUCUGGCUUUCCCCGGCACUCACAGCCGACCAGAAGGCACACGGGGAGAAAGCCUACACAUGCGAUGGCUACGACGAGGCCCUGACCCACGGCUCCCGGCCCACCAGCCACCAGGCGAUCCUGGCGGGUGUGAAGCCUUACACGUGCGAGGCGUGUGGCAGAGCCUUUGCCCAGCGCUCACACCUCACGAAGCAUCAGGUGACGCAUUCAAGAGGGAAACGGCACGAGUGCGAGGCUUGCGGUAAGGCCUUCAGUUACAGUUCGCACCUUGUCCGCCAUCGGCGGAUUCACACCGGGGAGAGGCCGUACCCGUGUCACGAGUGCGGCAAAGCCUUCAGCGUGUACUCGAGCCUCAUUUACCAUCAGGUCGUCCACACCCGUGAGAAACCUUACAAAUGCAAGGCCUGCGGCAAAGUCUUCAGUCAGAGCUCGAGUCUUACCAAUCACCGCAGGAUCCACACUGGAGAGAAACCGUACAAAUGCAGUAAAUGCGGCAAAGCCUUCAAUCAGAGCUCGCAUCUCACCCGCCACCAGGUGAUGCACACGGGCGAGAAACCCUACAAAUGCGACGAGUGCGGCAAGGUCUUCACCCAAAACUCAAGCCUGGUGAGUCAUCGGAGAAAUCACACUGGGGAGAAGCCCUUCCGGUGCCACGAGUGCGGCAAAGCCUUCAGCGUGUAUUCCAGUCUCACUUAUCAUCAGGUCGUGCACACUCGAGAGAAGCCUUACAAGUGCAACAUAUGCGGCAAGGUCUUCAGCCAGAGCUCAAGCCUGCCCAGUCACCGCCGAAUCCACACCGGCGAGAAGCCGUACAGAUGCGAUCAGUGCGGCAAGGCCUUCAUCCACUGCUCCAACUUCAACCGACACAAGAAAAUCCACACCGGCGAGAAACCAUACAAAUGCAAUGAAUGCGGCAAGCUCUUUACGCAAAACUCCAGCCUUGCAAGUCAUCAGAGGAUUCACAGCAGGCAGUGACCUCCCCAGCAUAAUGAGUGUGCCAGAGCCUUCCAGCGUGAAUUGUCAUCGGAGUCCGCACUGAAGAGAGACCAGGUCCCCGUUGUGUGCACACCCGAGGGCUGCGGACUUGCCGUCUUCACUGUCAGGAUGUGCCUCUCUCGUGAGACCGCAAGAAUGUAACCUGCGCACAAAGGCUUUUACCCGCAGAUCAAAGCUACAUUGGGAGUUCUUGUCGCGGCGCAGUGGAAACGAAUCCAACUAGUCUCCGUGAGGAUGCGGGUU
Molecule: messenger RNA, 2025 nt
Organism: Phacochoerus africanus (Common warthog)
Lineage: Eukaryota; Metazoa; Chordata; Mammalia; Artiodactyla; Suidae
Product: zinc finger protein 665-like
Exons: 3
Coding region: 127-1761 (544 amino acids)
Biological process (GO): regulation of DNA-templated transcription
Source: RefSeq, a predicted model, not a curated record